Rhodotorula toruloides NP11 is the source of this 2457-nucleotide messenger RNA. Its product is annotated as Armadillo-type fold domain containing protein. The record is from RefSeq and is a predicted model, not a curated record. Gene Ontology annotation, cellular component: nucleus. Bases 1 to 2457 code for a protein of 818 amino acids. The transcript has 5 exons. NCBI's taxonomy places the organism in Eukaryota, Fungi, Basidiomycota, Microbotryomycetes, Sporidiobolales, Sporidiobolaceae. Gene Ontology annotation, biological process: rRNA processing.
AUGGCUGCGAGCACGCUGGACCAUCUGCUCGCGCACCACCUCGCUCAGAACGAUGCCGUACCAGCUGCGCUCGCCGACACCCUCGACACUCUCGUCUCGCAACGGGUUGUAGCGUGGUGCGAGGGCGAGGAGGGGCUGAAUGGACCGCUGCUGCACCGAUGGCAGAUGCGACUGACGUCCCUGGCGAGUGCAUCAAACGCCGUCGCCGUCCGAACCGCCGCUUUCCAGCUCCUCCACCACACCUUCACCUCGUCGACCACACUCUUCCUCUCCGCCGGCAAGACCGCCCUUUCUUCUUGCCAGUCCGUUCUUGCCUCGCCGCAGUCUGAUCCGACCUUGUUCGUCGCGGCGCUCGACCUCGCGAGGCUGAUCCUCGCCAAGAGCAACUGGCACCCGGAGUGGGCGAGGGAGAAUGUCGGCGCUCAGGCGGUCCAGAAGCUCGUCGGUGGACUGGUGCAGGCUGCAUCGGCGGAGACGAGUGAGGUCAUGCUUCCCUGCAUCACGACUAUUGUCUCGGUUAUUCCCCUCUACCCAACCGCUCUUCGUCCCCUCUCCGCCUCCUUCCACACACUCGCCAUCAGCUGCCUCUCCGACAGCUCUCGCUCUGCUGCCGUCGUCGACGCAGGCGCUCAGCUGUUCGUCUCGCUUUACCUUCUCGCGCCGAAGGGCAAGGAAGGCUUGCGCGAGGCGUGGAGGACGGGUAUCGAGGCGCUCAUCGGCAGCAUCGACCAGCUUGCAAGCCAUGUGACGCAGGGCAUCUUUGCUGAAGACGUGACCUACAACCAUCUUCUCUCGCCUCUCGCUCUCCCACCUCUCUCCGACGACAGUCCCGCUUCCGCCCUCGCGCGACUCGAAUCGCUCAACCGCGCCCUGCUCCUCGUCCUCCGCACCCCGACAACCGAGAAGGCCGGUCCCGUCCCCGUCCCCGUCGGCGCUCUCGUCGAACUUGGCGUCCGACUUGCCUCCUUCUCGACUGAGAGCCCGAUCAAGGAGCGCACCGACCCGACUAUCCUUACAGCGACCCUCGCCCUCACUCCCCGCCUCCAGAUCCAAGGCUGCCAGCUGCUCGCCCAAAUCGCCCUUUCCGUCAGCUCGCAACUCUCGACCCACGCGUCGGUCAUCCUGUCGACCCUGGCGAAGACGCUGUCGAGUUACUCUGUCAGGUCGCCCAUGCGCCCGGCGGUGUCGACUACCUACGCGGUCGUCUUGCAGGCGCUCGGCGCGUCUGUUGACCCGGAGGAAGGCAAGAAGAGUCUCGCGAGGGUGUGGAGGACGGUCCUAGAGGACAUUGGAGCAGUCGCUACAGAGCCGGUUGUUGUCGCGCACAGUAAGGAGGAUGGGAAGAACGGAGGAAGCAGGAAGGCGAAGCGGCAGAAGACGUACGACCCGAGCGAGUCGAUGGCGCAGCGGAGGGUGGCGAUCGAGGAUGUCGACCUCGAGAUUGCGGAGCGUGGGCUGGCCACUCUCGAACGCCUCCUCCGCUGCCCGCAUGCCCCCUUCCUACCUCCCGCACUGCAGCUCGCGACUUCGCGCCUGCUUCUCUACCUCUCGCUCUCGCCAUCCUUCUUCCUCACCCACCCUCUCGCGUCCACCUCGUCCUCCUUCUUCCCCGCCACGACCACAACCCAGCCUCUCGACAUUAUCAAGCAAUCGCCAUCGUUCCGUCGCGCUGUCGUUCGCGCUCUGAGCGCGCUUACCGAAUCGGGACUCGGCGGAGUCGGGCUCGAGGAGAAGGUCGUCGAGGUUUGGCGCCGAGGUACGCUCGAUGCGGACGAGGAAGUCAAGGCCGUCUCCAUCGCGUCGCUCGUGCGGUUCGGCGGACUCGUGCAUCCGCUUCUGCCGCCUCAGCAACCGAACGCCGACUUGACGCGCGUUCGGCAUGAUCAGCGCGGCGGGUUCGUCGGUGACGAGGUGGAUUUUGCGAAGACUGCCGAGGACUUCAGCAUGAAGGUGCAGGAGCCGAGGGAGCACGGCGAAGAGGAAGAUGAGGACGAGGAGAUGCCGGCGAAGGAGACGGCGGAGCAGGAAGAGCGAAGGAGGAAGUCGGCUGCUGUUGCGGCAUCUCUCGCUACGGCUCCUCAGGCCGCCACUUUCUCGUCGACGGCGUUCUCGGCGCCUUCCUUCUCGACUGCGCCAGCAGCGUCGACAUCAUCCGCACCUCAAAGCGGAUUCUCCGCCUUUGCCGCGCCUACCUUCGGCUCGUCCACCACCUCGGCACCCGCUCCUUCGUUAGCCGAUGCACCGGCACCCUCGGCGAACGGGGUCGGCACCGCCGCCUCUUCCGAAGCCGCUCUUUCGAGUUCGACCUCCGUCCCAGUUCAGACAAUCGAGAUGGAGUCGGUCCGGGUUGAGCGCAGCGAGGUGGUGGUCGAACAACCCACAAAGGCGUCAGCGGAAGGAGAUGAGAGCGAGGACGAUGAGAUGCCGGCGAUAGAUCUGGGCAGCGAUGAGGAGUAG